UUGCUACCCUAAUUUCAACCCCAUCUGUCUUUUAUCCAUCCUCACUUCUCUAAUAUAAACCACUUUCCCCCUUGUGUAAGCACAAGCCAUUCCAUUUUCAGUCUUUUUUUUGUUUUUUGUUUACAACAACAAUGGCUGGACACACAGUUUACACCCUCUCAGAAGUGUCUCGACACAAAUCCAAGAACGACUGUUGGCUUGUCAUCGAUGGCCGAGUUCUGAACGUAACAAAGUUCCUGGAAGAACAUCCAGGAGGAGAAGAGGUGUUGUUGGAAUCAGCAGGGAAGGAUGCGACGAAAGAAUUCAACGAUAUCGGACAUAGCAAGUCGGCUCAGAAUUUGCUCCUCAAGUAUCAGAUUGGUGUUCUCCAGGGUCACACUUUAAAGAAUAAUGAACAGGUUGGUUCAACCGAGGAGCCCAAAAAGAAAGAGAUGAGUGCAUUCGUUAUCAAGGAUGACCUGACGCCUAAAUAUGCUGCAGUCGUCGAGUUCGCCGCCCCACUCCUGGUUGCUGGUUCCUAUUUCUGUUACAGAUACCUCACACCAAGCUCAUAAGUGCUGUAAUCAAUUUGGUUUUCAAGUUCAACCUCAACAUGCCCCUUCUUCCCUUUAAAUAAUUGUUGGCAUAGAAUGUUUACAAUGAUGGUGUGUUGUUCCUUUCUUUUUAUCUUCACUUGUCCUUUUGGUUAUUGUUGUUGAUGAUUAUAUAAGAAUGAGAGUUAUCAUA
Molecule: messenger RNA, 726 nt
Organism: Gossypium raimondii (Peruvian cotton)
Lineage: Eukaryota; Viridiplantae; Streptophyta; Magnoliopsida; Malvales; Malvaceae
Exons: 2
Coding region: 132-554 (140 amino acids)
Cellular component (GO): membrane; intracellular membrane-bounded organelle
Molecular function (GO): heme binding
Source: RefSeq, a predicted model, not a curated record